This is a messenger RNA of Oryctolagus cuniculus (rabbit), 9668 nucleotides long. It is a transcript of the gene DCC, whose product is annotated as DCC netrin 1 receptor. NCBI's taxonomy places the organism in Eukaryota, Metazoa, Chordata, Mammalia, Lagomorpha, Leporidae. Gene Ontology annotation, biological process: cell-cell adhesion. Gene Ontology annotation, molecular function: protein binding. The record is from RefSeq and is a predicted model, not a curated record. Gene Ontology annotation, cellular component: membrane.
GUGAGUGCCGCCGCUGCCCAGGACCCCCGGCCCCGAAGGUGUUGGCUGAAAUAUGGAGAAUAGUCUUGGAUGUGUUUGGGUACCCAAGCUGGCUUUUGUACUCUUCGGAGCUUCCCUGCUCAGCGCGCAUCUUCAAGUCACCGGUUUCCAAAUUAAAGCCUUCACAUCCCUGCGCUUCCUGUCGGAACCCUCUGAUGCCGUCACGAUGCGGGGAGGAAGCGUCCUCCUGAACUGCUCUGCGGAGUCGGACCGCGGAGUGCCGGUCAUCAAGUGGAGGAAAGACGGCAUCCACCUCGCCCUGGGGCUGGAGGAGAGGAAGCAGCAGCUUCCCAAUGGGUCUCUACUGAUACAGAACAUCCUCCAUUCCAGACACCACAAGCCAGACGAGGGACUUUAUCAAUGUGAGGCGUCUCUGGGAGAUUCCGGGUCAAUUAUCAGUCGGACAGCGAAAGUUGCAGUAGCAGGACCAUUGAGGUUCCUUUCCCAGACAGAAUCCGUCACAGCCUUCAUGGGAGAUACAGUGCUACUUAAGUGUGAAGUCAUCGGGGAGCCCAUGCCAACAAUACAUUGGCAGAAGAACCAGCAAGACCUGACUCCAGUCCCAGGGGACUCUAGGGUGGUGGUCUUGCCCUCUGGAGCAUUGCAAAUCAGCAGACUUCAACCAGGGGACAUUGGAAUCUAUCGAUGCACAGCUCGGAAUCCAGCCAGCUCCAGAACAGGAAAUGAAGCAGAAGUCAGAAUUUUAUCAGAUCCGGGACUGCACAGGCAGCUGUAUUUUCUACAGAGACCCUCCAAUGUAGUAGCCGUUGAAGGACAAGAGGCGGUCCUGGAGUGCUGCGUUUCUGGCUAUCCUCCGCCAAGUUUUACCUGGUUACGAGGCGAGGAAGUCAUCCAACUCAGGUCUAAAAAGUAUUCUUUAUUGGGUGGAAGUAACUUGCUUAUCUCCAACGUGACAGAUGAUGACAGUGGAACUUACACCUGUGUUGUCACGUAUAAAAAUGAGAACAUUAGUGCCUCUGCAGAGCUCACAGUCCUGGUUCCACCCUGGUUUUUAAAUCACCCUUCCAACCUCUAUGCCUAUGAAAGCAUGGACAUUGAGUUUGAAUGUGCAGUCUCUGGAAAGCCUGUGCCCACUGUGAAUUGGAUGAAGAAUGGAGAUGUGGUCAUUCCUAGUGAUUAUUUUCAGAUAGUGGGAGGAAGCAAUUUACGGAUUCUUGGAGUGGUGAAGUCAGAUGAAGGCUUUUAUCAAUGUGUGGCUGAAAAUGAAGCUGGAAAUGCCCAGAGCAGUGCACAGCUUAUCGUCCCUAAGCUUGCUAUCCCAAGCUCCAGUGUCCUCCCUUCUGCUCCCAGAGAUGUGGUCCCUGUCUUAGUUUCCAGUCGGUUUGUCCGUCUCAGCUGGCGCCCACCUGCAGAAGCAAAAGGGAAUGUUCAAACCUUCACAGUCUUUUUCUCCAGAGAAGGUGACAACAGGGAGCGAGCACUGAAUACAACCCAGCCUGGGUCCCUACAGCUUACUGUGGGCAACCUGAAGCCAGAAGCCAUGUACACGUUCCGAGUAGUGGCCUACAACGAGUGGGGUCCAGGGGAGAGUUCCCAACCCAUCAAGGUGGCUACCCAGCCUGAAUUGCAAGUGCCAGGGCCAGUAGAAAACCUGCAAGCUGUAUCUACCUCACCUACCUCAAUUCUUAUUACCUGGGAACCCCCUGCCUAUGCAAAUGGUCCAGUCCAAGGAUACAGAUUGUUCUGCACUGAAGUGUCCACAGGCAAAGAACAGAAUAUAGAGGUUGAUGGACUCUCUUAUAAACUGGAAGGCCUGAAGAAAUUCACGGAGUAUAGUCUUCGAUUCCUAGCUUAUAAUCGCUAUGGGCCAGGAGUAUCUACUGAUGAUAUAACAGUGGUUACGCUCUCUGAUGUGCCAAGUGCCCCACCUCAGAACGUCUCGCUGGAAGUGGUGAAUUCGAGGAGCAUCAAAGUAAGCUGGCUGCCUCCUCCAUCAGGAACACAAAAUGGAUUCAUUACUGGCUAUAAAAUUCGACAUAGAAAGACGACCCGCAGGGGUGAGAUGGAAACACUGGAGCCAAACAACCUCUGGUACCUGUUCCCAGGACUGGAGAAGGGCAGUCAGUACAGCUUCCAAGUGUCAGCCAUGACAGUCAACGGCACUGGACCCCCCUCCAACUGGUAUACAGCAGAGACCCCAGAGAAUGAUCUGGACGAAUCUCAAGUCCCUGAUCAGCCAAGCUCUCUUCAUGUGAGACCUCAGACCAACUGCAUAAUCAUGAGUUGGACCCCUCCCUUGAACCCAAACAUUGUAGUGAGAGGUUACAUUAUUGGAUACGGUGUUGGGAGCCCUUAUGCGGAGACCGUGCGCGUGGACAGUAAGCAGCGAUAUUAUUCCAUUGAGAGAUUAGAGUCAAGUUCCCAUUACGUAAUCUCCCUAAAAGCUUUUAACAAUGCAGGAGAAGGAGUUCCUCUUUAUGAAAGUGCCACUACCAGAUCCAUAACAGAUCCCACUGACCCAGUUGAUUAUUAUCCUUUGCUUGACGAUUUCCCCACCUCCGUCCCAGAUGUCUCCACCCCCAUGCUCCCACCAGUAGGUGUACAGGCUGUGGCUCUCACCCACGAGGCUGUGAGGGUCAGCUGGGCAGACAACUCUGUCUCUAAGAACCAAAAGACUUCCGACGUGCGGCUUUACACUGUCCGGUGGAGGACCAGUUUUUCUGCCAGUGCCAAAUACAAGUCAGAAGACACAACAUCUCUAAGUUACACAGCAACAGGCCUCAAGCCAAACACAAUGUAUGAGUUCUCAGUCAUGGUAACAAAGAACAGACGAUCAAGCACAUGGAGCAUGACAGCACAUGCCACCACAUAUGAAGCAGCCCCGACCUCUGCUCCCAAGGAUUUGACAGUCAUUACCCGGGAAGGGAAGCCUCGAGCUGUCAUUGUGAGCUGGCAGCCUCCAUUGGAAGCCAAUGGAAAAAUCACUGCUUACAUUUUAUUUUAUACCUUGGACAAGAAUAUACCAAUCGAUGACUGGAUUAUGGAAACAAUCAGUGGUGAUCGGCUCACUCAUCAGAUCAUGGAUCUCAACCUCGACACCAUGUACUAUUUCCGAAUCCAAGCACGGAAUGCGAAAGGAGUGGGGCCCCUCUCUGACCCAAUUCUUUUCAGGACUCUGAAAGUGGAACACCCUGACAAAAUGGCUAAUGACCAAGGUCGUCAUGGAGAUGGGGGUUAUUGGCCAGUAGAUACUAAUUUGAUUGAUAGGAGCACUCUCAAUGAGCCACCCAUCGGACAGAUGCACCCCCCACACGGCAGUGUCACCCCACAGAAGAACAGCAACCUGCUUGUGAUCAUCGUGGUCACUGUCGGUGUCAUCACGGUGCUGGUCGUGGUGAUUGUGGCCGUGAUUUGCACUCGGCGCUCUUCAGCUCAGCAGAGAAAGAAACGGGCCACCCACAGUGUUGGCAAAAGGAAAGGCAGCCAGAAGGAGCUCCGACCUCCUGAUCUUUGGAUCCAUCAUGAAGAAAUGGAGAUGAAAAACAUGGAGAAGCCCUCAGGCACUGACCCUGCGGGAAGAGAUUCCCCCUCCCAAAGUUGCCAAGACCUCACACCAGUCAGCCACAGCCAGUCAGAAACCCAACUGGGGAGCAAAAGCACCUCUCAUUCAGGUCAAGACACUGAGGAAGCAGGCAGCUCCAUGUCCACCCUGGAGAGGUCACUGGCUGCUCGCCGAGCUACACGGGCUAAGCUCAUGAUUCCCAUGGAGGCCCAGGCCAACAAUCCUGCUGUUGUGAGUGCCAUCCCUGUACCAACCCUAGAAAGUGCCCAGUACCCAGGAAUCCUCCCAUCUCCCACCUGUGGAUAUCCCCACCCGCAGUUCACUCUCCGGCCCGUGCCAUUCCCAACACUGUCAGUGGACCGAGGAUUCGGAGCAGGAAGAACUCAGUCAAUAAGUGAAGGACCAACCACCCAGCAACCACCCAUGCUACCCCCAGCUCAGCCCGAGCAUCCCAGCAGUGAGGAGGCACCAAGCAGAACCAUCCCCACGGCCUGUGUUCGACCGACGCAUCCACUCCGCAGCUUUGCUAACCCUCUGCUACCUCCGCCAAUGAGUGCAAUAGAACCGAAAGUCCCUUACACACCACUUUUGUCUCAGCCAGGGCCUACUCUUCCCAAGACCCACGUUAAAACAGCCUCUCUUGGAUUGGCUGGAAAAGCUAGAUCCCCUUUGCUUCCUGUGUCUGUGCCAACAGCCCCUGAAGUGUCUGAGGAGAGCCACAAACCAACAGAGGAUCCAGCUAAUGUCUAUGAGCAGGAUGAUUUGAGUGAACAAAUGGCAAGUUUAGAAGGGCUAAUGAAGCAACUUAAUGCCAUCACAGGCUCAGCCUUUUAACAUGCAUUGCCCAGCUGAGGAGGUGACUAUGCCAGGAAUUUCGCAACAUACCAGUUAUUCAUAAGCAGCACACCUGUGUCCACGAACUCUAACCACUAGACAGGUCAAUCACCACGGCCACUCAGUACAGGAAGAUCUUGAAGCAGUCCAGAAGGAAUACGCAUCCCUUCUUUUAUAGGCAUCAGGAAUUGUAAAUUGAAGACUAUGAGGUCCCUAAAAACAAGCAAGAAUGCAUUUUCACUGCAAUGUCAAGGCUGACAAGCUGCUAGAAUAGUCCUGGGUCUUUGCCACUGCAGUGACGUCACUGUCAUAGUGAAUGCCCAUAUUUUCCUUCUUCAUCAAGGCCUGUUGUUUUGUGUGUAGGUCUAGUCUUACAAAAUGCAAGUGCAUUAUUUAAGCCCAUACCAUGGCCAUGGCCAACUAGUGCAAGCAGCUCACUGUUUUGUUUUCAUCUUUAAAUUACAAAGCACCCGUAGGAAUUCUCUCACUCCAUAGCACCAAAGGAUUGGAUGUUUUCCUGACAGCACAAAAAGUAAAUAAGUAAACAAACACAAGGCAGUGAAUGCCUAUGUUUGUAACUCAGUCAUUCAUCUUGCAGAAGCAGCAUAUAUUAGCAAGUGGCUGUAGAAAAUCACCCAUUUUAGCAAGUAUCUGUAAAUCCACCAUUCGUUAGCAUUUAUGUCUAGAGUACAGGAACAUAAAAAUCUGCAACUAAUGGCAUCCUGCCAGCAGCAGUUCAUUUCCAGAAAGAAGAUACAAUAUGCAAUCUUCCUAGACACAUGGUAAUUAUGUGCUUAAGCUUGUAAUAGGACACUUUUCACUUUGGGUGGCUUCUCUGCCAUCCCACACUGUGAUGACAUCUCAAAGCUUCCGCAUGGGCAUCUUCCUCAGGAGACUGGCUAGGAGUGCCCCCUGCCCCUUAGCCCCAUACCUCCCUUAGUUCUCCUUGGAAACUAGCGUUGGGUGAUGUGGCUUGUCCCCACACAGUGUGUGGCCUCUCAGCCAGUGUCCUCAGAACCCCAGAAGGAAGAGGCAGACUCCCUAAGAGCAUGCCCUGAGGAAGGGAAGGAGAAGAGAAGACAGUUUCCAAAAGCACCUUCUCUUGGGUAAUGCCAGUUCCACCUGCAGUGUCCUAGACUGAGUAGCACGGAUGAGUGCUGAUGCCCAGGCCUUGCUGCCAAGGGAACCCUCCACACCAUGCUUGUUCCAGAGUCAAGGAGGAGUGGGAGAAAAAGUGCCACCUGACACUCGUGGCACGUCAUAAAUCCAGUGGAUGCUUUUCAAAGCAGAUUCUUAAACUGUGGGCAAAAUGUUAAACUUCUAUUGCUAUGUUUAUUCUACAGCUUGGAACUAGCUGAAAUUAAGAACAUUUUGUGUGUACGCUUUUAUUUUCUGAAUUUUCAGCUGCAUUUGGAGUUAAUCCCAGUUUAUGCAGCUGUAUCGCCAAAAGGAAGCUAGUUUGCAUAUUUAUCAUUUAGGUGACUUGAAAACCCAAUGAGAGUUUCAGCUGAAUUAGUCCUUUCAGCUCUGCCUUUGAUUUCAAGCUUGAGUAGGUCAUAAUUUUAAAAGAGCAUGGAAGGGAUAGGAUCUUUACAACCUAAUAGCUCCUUUUAUUAGGUGGGUAAUUAUAUAUGAAUCCCCGAAUGAAAUAUUUUGAGCAAAAUGGCACUGUAACAGAAGUAAUAAUUCAGAUUAUUUUUUUACAGUUUUAUGUCUGGAAGGAAAUCUGUUGUCAAAGAGAGGGCUUGUUCAAAUGGUUCAUUAGAAAGUCCGGUCCAUUUGCAAAACUGUUCCUUCAACAAGAGUGCUUGUUCAAUUUACUUAGAUUUUCUGGAAGUCCUUUCAAAGAGCUAUGUGACAUUAUUCAAUGGCAUGGAUUACUCUCGUUUGGCAUCUCGGCACAUAGACAACCAUCCAUUGACCUUAAAUAAGGCAUUUCCUAACAUGAUAUGGAAUCCUUGAGAAUUAACCAAUUGCUUCAAAAAGAGAAAAUAUCAUUAAGUUAAACUCUCUUCAGGCCCCAGAAUAGCUGCCCCUUUCCAGUGUUUAUCAAUGAAAAACAUUCUCUCAAGAUAUUUGGAAUCCAGGGUAGAUCAUCUUGCACCUCAAUUUGGCACGGGCUGCAAAUGUUACAUUUUGGGGAUUAAGUCAGAACAUCAAUCUGUAGAAUGCAGUUGGACAACCAACAAAGUUAACAUUUUUGCAAAAUUCUAGACCCUUCAAAGUUAGUGAUUUUAAAAAGGGCAAGUUUUUUGAAAAUUCAUAGGAAACACACAGCAUUCACUUUCAGUGGGAGUGCUAUUUCUGCUGCAUGCUCUUGAAACUUUCUUCGUUAAACAAAUACAAUGGUAUAUUUCAGUAAUUUGGAAUGCUAAUAAGUCUUACUGCCAUGCCUUGAAUAUAUAGUAGAAUCUACUUCAAUAUCUUCAAAGAAACUCUAUUGUCAUUUACUUGCUGGGUUUGAUGUGCAGUGACUUCACCCAACCAGUCUAACUUUUUGCAUAUCUCUGUUCUUUUCUCCCUCAAAUGAUCAUAAAUGUAUAUGACUACCUUCCCCAGAUUUUGGUUAACUUUAUGAUUUCCCAAUAUCCUGAAAUCUUGAAAAUAAGGAAUCUGUGAAUACGGCAAGGAAACUCUUAUGUAUUGCUCUUACUCCAAGCCUAGUUCACGGCAUGCAAGGCUCUUUAAGCUCAUAAAUCUCUCCGAAUCCCAUGGAGCAAUGCUUGACAGCCAACCAGCAGCUCUGCCUCCAGGACUCAUUUCUCCUGGAAAAAGAAGAAAUCAAAUUUGGCAGGGCAUGCUCAAGCCUCCACUGCACUGUGCUAGUCUGUCAGGCAAGAACCUCCUUUUGAAAAAGUUUGGUAUAUUUCUUUAUAUUUCAUUCUGAUGGGAAAGCUAUUUUUGUUGCUCUAGAAAUUUCUGCAUUUGUUAAACUCACAAAAAUGCAGAUAGCUCACAAUGUUUAAAGAAUAUUUGUAUAAAUUCUAGCCAAAAGUUAAUAUUUCUUGGCGAUUCAUAUUCAAUAAGAAGCCAGUCAUAGCAGCUUCCUUGUGCAACAGAUAUAUAGACUUCUAGAAUAUUUAAAUAAUGUUAAAGACCGUAGCUUUGCACCUGUGUAUUACACAAUGCACACUCUAUUAAACAAUCUGAAAAACAGAAACUAGGCCAGUCAUAUAAGAGGUGGUUUUAUAAGGUUCCCUUUCAAUGGUUAGUUAUAACAUUAGUUUCUGCAAAAAAAGGAUUGUUAAAAAAUGAAGGGUAUUUUCAAUCUCCUGCUUUGGUAGCAACUUCAAAAGGAGAGACUUCCAGCAAUAGUGUGAGGUUCCAGACAACAUUCUGUUUGGCACUGUUUAGCUUUUCCAACUGAGACUCUUUUAAGUGCAGAUCUGCCUAGAAGCCAUCCGAGUCUAGACUUGACUAUAGUUCGUGAUACUUAUCCACCUUUUGGGUAUUUCUGUUGACUUUGAUUAAAUAAGUAUCUUAAGUGCAUCUCUAAACUUAAUAUAGCAUCUUAGAUCUGGCAGCUGGAGAAUAUAUAUAUAUAUAUAUAUAUAUAGUUCCAAGAAAAAUUGCCUUUAAGAUCAAUUUACCAUUUUAGUAAUAUUGUAUUCCAGACCCAGAUCUCUUGCAGUUCUGGAAUGUUCUUUCUAGUAAAAAAAAGGGGGGGGGGGACUAGAAGAAGCCCCUAGAUUUAAAGCAAAACAACAAUGUAAUCUUUAAAAUGAAUAAUGAGGCAAGAUUGCUUUCCAUACCUACUCAGUUCAUUUCAUGUAAACACCCACAGGCCGUCCUGAAGGAUGGAGGGGAGCGUCCCAGCCUGUCCAUCACCAUAUGCACAAUACAGAGCCCACAACAAUGCAAAAGUACAGCAGUUCCACACUCAAAUCUUCACUCUUUUCAAAUCAUAGUCAAGUAACAUUUUGUUCAUAAUUUGCACUCCUGUAGUGAUUUUCAGACAUCAUUUUACUAUUUCACACAAUAGCUUUUCACUUGAAUCCACUUUUGUCAAUAAAAUUGGAUAGUCUGGAACACCAUAAUAAUUGUUUUGCAUGAUAUUCCAUUCCACUAAAAAAUAUAUCAGUGAACUUUGCUGCCCAAGUCCCUGCUUCUAAAAAGUAUUGACUCUGAAAAGAAAUGCCUGAGUAUUUCCUGGUCAGUGUGGUUGUGUAGGACAUACCAUGUUCAUACCAGCCAAAGAAUAUUACUUUGGACCUGGGUUCUCUUUUGCCACCAAUGGGUCAUGUUCACUUAGCUGACUUCCAGUCGCACUCUGAAGGACUUUUUUCUCCUGCUCUCAGAAGAGAGCCUUUGUACACUGUCACCUACAAUUUUGGUUGAUAGGACAGCAACAGUAAAAUUCCACAGGAUGUCACAAACACUGAUACAUGGGCCAGGGAUCUCACUGUGUGCUGGAGGUGUAUUUUCAGAUGCAAGAGAGGAAUGUUGGAGAGGAGGAGAAAUGCUGUUUUUUAUUAUUGUAGGGUAAACCUGACAAUUCUGAACUUUGUGAAUUGUCAGCUUGUUUGGGGGAAGGGUGGGUGGGUAUGGGGUGUACUUUUUAUAAGUAAUAUUUAAUUUAUUAUUUAGAGUGGCUUCUUUUUGGAUAAUUUAUGAUGAAAGGGAGGUCUGCUUGGGAUCAAGAUAUGGCUGUUAAAGCUGCAGUGUUCCAUAUCUGAGAGGGACCACUUUGCAAAUGAAUUGUCCAUUGCUGACUACGAGGAGGAUAAGUCCAGUCCAGGCAAAGCCUUCACCGAAGUUCCAUCAUCAACGUUGUCUCCCUUUCUAGGGUGGUUCAAAGAAGAUAACACCGAACCUAAAGUAAUUCUGAUAGCAUUUAGAAGAUCAAUGCUAUCCAUUUUCCCAAAGGGCUUUGCAAUUCAAAUUGUUAGUGUGCUAGUGAUAAGUUUAUUUGGUAGAAAUGGGUAUACUACAGCUUUAACUAGCCUUAGUGGAAAAAGAAAUUUUUUGUUGUUACAAAACACCUUUAAAAAGGUAUUUUGAGCCUACAAAGAGUUUCUUUAAAUUGUCAGAUUCUAGCAUUGUUAACCAAAUUAGACUAGUGAUUGCAAUAUUUAAGUGUAAAUUUUGUUCUAUGAGAAAGGACACUUGCUUACAGUUUAAAACAAUGACUGUUUCUACACUUGAUCUUGUAUACUACUACAUAAGGAAAGGGGGUUUUGUAAUCACUGUAGAACAGUCUCAUAUUCAUUUUUUAUAGAAAUGUUAUUCCAAUGGUGCAUUUUUUGUUUAAUAAAUAAAGUUUUGAUACAAA